UUGCGUUUUUCAUAUCCUCAAAACUGAAGCGAUUUUUACGACUUGUAGGAGUUUUUGACACCGUUUACUACAGUAGACCUACAGAGAUGGCGGAGUUCACAUUUGUGCCUCCCGUUAAAGAGCUUCAUGCGGAACAAACUGCGAACGAGACGCACAUCAAAGAGGAGCCGACAGGAGACACUGGAUGGCAACAGGAUGGACAAGAGAACAUGCAGUGCCAGGAAACGUACAGUGGGGACCAGGAAACCUACGGCUACCAACCAAACGGGCACCCUUGGAGUGAGAUUUACAACAGUUGGGAGCAGACAACAGACACGGGGCGGCAUCUGGACGAGGAAAGGGACGAUCCAAACGACGAAACGCGCGGUAUAAAAGCAGAAAUAGAGGAGUCCAAUAGUGGGCUUUCUACCGGAGAACUGUGUACAGAACACCUUGGAAAGGAGAGUGAUAGCAGGGAGUCCCAGACAACAGACAUGGGCCUGCAGCAGGAAACGUGUGAUGUGAACUUUUCAAAAUCUGACAAUACAUCAACCUCACAGGUACAAAAGACCAUAGGCAUUACUGGAAUGUUUGUGGUUGAACACACCGAAAGGCAACUUGGACCAGCACAUAGCAGCAAAACACAGUGA
Branchiostoma floridae (Florida lancelet) is the source of this 629-nucleotide messenger RNA. RefSeq lists its product as uncharacterized. Lineage: Eukaryota; Metazoa; Chordata; Leptocardii; Amphioxiformes; Branchiostomatidae. The record is from RefSeq and is a predicted model, not a curated record. The coding region runs from base 87 to 629 and encodes 180 amino acids. The transcript has 3 exons.